GCGGCUCUCCGCUUCUCCUCUGCUCUCCUGACAGCUCUCCUGAUCCCGUUUAAAUAUUUUAUUGUGGCUUAGAUGUGACAGAAGAGGAUGGAGGGAGAAAGAGAGGGAGGGAGAAAGAGAGAGAGAGAGUCGACGUGAGCAUCAGACAUUAACGAGGGGUUUUUAAGGUCUGAUUUUUUUGUAAUCUGCAGUUCUCUGUGUCCUCGUAAAGGGCUUUUCCUCCGGCUGCUCCAGUAACCUUCACACACGUGGGGGAGGGAUGUGUGUGUGUGUGUGUGUGUGUGUGUGAGAGAGAGCGCGAGACAUCUCUUGCUCUGGAGAUCCCUAGUUGACUGUUAAAUGAUGUUUUAAUGUACCAGGACCUUCAGCAUUCUUCUGGGAAGAUUUUUUUUUUUCCUGGAUGCUUCAAUCGUCUUUUUUUUUUCCUCCCAGGAUUCCUGCUCAGGUGAUCGGAGCAAAGCACCACGUUGCCGUCCUCUCAGCUGUCUAAGACGUGGAACCCGAGGGAUUUUCUUUAAUGAAUCAGCCAUCGCCUCUCGACGCCAUGACGUACAAAGGUAAUCUCACGCUACCCAAGAUCCCAGAGUCGAACAUGGCUCUCAGCGUGCUGGGAGUUUUCCUGGGAUUGCUUCUGGAAGUUUCCGCUCACGGACCGUCCAGCGUUCCCAGGACUUCGUGGAGACACGAAGAGAUGAGCUUGGUGGAGUUUUCCGAGCCGGGUGUGUUUAACUACUCCACUCUGUUGCUGAACGAGGAGAGAGGAGCGCUGUACGUCGGGGCCAGAGAGGCCAUCUUUCAGCUUGACAUCAACAACGUGUCCGUCAAAAAUAACCAGGUGUUGUGGAAGGUUCCGAGUCCUGAUAAGACACGGUGCACUUUAAAAGGGAAAUCUGAAGAGACGGACUGUAGAAACUACAUCCAGGUUCUUCAGGUGCUGGAUGAAGAGCAUCUGUUCGUGUGUGGGACCCAUGCGUUUCAGCCUCUCUGCGAUUACCUGUCUUUAAAGGACUUCAUGCUGAUGGGAAAGAAGGACGACGGCAGAGGGAAGUGUCCGUACGACCCUACUCAGAGUUUUACCACGGUUAUGGUCGAUGGCGAGUUGUACUCGGGGACCUCGUACAACUUCCUGGGCAGCGAGCCGAUCAUCUCCAAGUUCUCACGACCUCACAGCCUGCUGCGGACAGAGUACUCCACCUCCUGGCUCAACGAGCCCAGGUUUGUGUUUGCAGACGUGAUCCGGGAAGGAAGCAACAGUCCGGACGGCGACGACGAUAAGAUCUACUACUUCUUCACGGAGGUCUCUGUGGAGUACGAGUUCUUCGGGAAGCUCCUGAUUCCCCGUAUCGCUCGUGUGUGCAAGGGCGACUUGGGCGGCCAGAGGACUCUGCAGAAGAAGUGGACGUCCUUCCUGAAGGCCAAGCUGGUUUGCUCCAUGCCUGAGCUCAAUUUUGUCUUCAAUGUCGUGCAUGACGUGUUCAUAGUUAAAACAUCUGACUGGAGAGAAACGGUCAUCUACGGUGUUUUCACUUCCCAGUGGGGAAACAUGGGCCUCUCUGCUGUGUGUGCGUAUAACAUGACCACAGUGGACGAGGUGUUCUCUAAAGGGAAGUACAUGCAGAAGGCCAUGAUGGAGCAAUCCCACACCAAGUGGGUCCAAUACAACGGCAUCACGCCUUCUCCCAGACCUGGAGCGUGCAUUACCAACCAGAACCGCAUGCAGAACAUCACCAACUCUCUGCUGCUGCCCGACAAGACGCUGCAGUUUGUGAAGGACCACCCGCUCAUGGCCGAACCCGUGCUGCCCAUCGGACAGGGGCCGCGCCUCACCACCAAAGACGUCAACUACACGCAGAUUGUCGUGGAGAGAGUCACCGCUCUCGACAACAGCGUCUACGAUGUUCUCUUCACCGCCACCGAUAAAGGGUUUGUACACAAAUCCGUGGUGUACGAAGGAGGCUCACACAUAAUCGAAGAGAUCCAGCUGCUGAAGAACUCCCAGCCAAUCAAAACACUGCUCCUCUCCACAAAAGAGGGCAGCUUCCUGUACGCAGGCUCGGACUCGGGGGUCAUCCAGUCUCCCACUGCGUUCUGCCACAAAUACGUGACCUGCGCAGACUGCGUUCUCGCCCGUGACCCGUACUGUGCCUGGGACACACACGCUGCUUCCUGUAUCAACAUCUUUCAGGAGCAGGAUAACAAACCGCCCAGGAAGUACGUUCAGAACCUGAAAGGGGAUGCAGACAAGUGUCCAUCAGCGAGACCACGAUCCAGCAUAAUAAACCAGCCCCAGCAGAUGGUGGUAAAGCCGGGCAGUUCGGCGGAGCUGGCAUGCACCGUGCGCUCCAACCUGGCACAGGUGUUUUGGAAGGUCAACGACAGCAUCCUGACCGAUUCGACUCACUUCCUGGUGAUGGGCGACUCUGCGCUGCUCAUCUACAGCGUGGCUCCACAGAACCAGGGCCACUACGAGUGCUGGACCGUCGAGUUCGCGGCCGGGAAGAACUUCACCCGGUUGCAGGCCUCCUACAUCCUCCGUCUGGAGAGUUCUGAAAUCUUGCCCAUGUCCUCGGUCGAGAUCAUCGACGUUCCCAAUCCCGAUCCGUCCACAUCACACACUACCACCACCACCACCACGGCAUCACGAGGUAAUAACGGCAACAGUAACACCGCAGGACCUUCACCACUAACGCCAUCUACCCGGUCCAGUGUUCCUCCGCCCCCACUAACCCGCCCCGCUACCACGGCUAACGUCCACGGCGUAAAAGCAGACACUAAACAUUACGUCCCUCCUCAAAGUAGCGAUUCAAAAAAUCAAGGACCUGAGAUCAAGGAUCCACAUGCAAAGUACCUCCAGUAUGACAACAGUAAAGCUCUGUUGUUCCUCUUCCUGCUUUUCUUCCUCCUGUUCCUGUGCGGCCUGGCGUACAACUGCUACAUGCAGUACCUUCCGGGUCCGUGUCUGAGGCUCCGCGCCGCCAUGCUCGGCUCGCAGAAGAAGCCGCAGCGCGAGUACGCUUCCUGCGAGGGGGGAUUAAUGGACGUGUUGCCAGAAAAACGUGACCCGUACGAACCACCACAUCAGAACGGAGCACUCCGAGACACAGGAUAUGAAACGGAAACGGAAUACGGAAACGGGAAAAUCCCAUCAAAUAGCUGUGAAGAGGAGAACAACGGAGCCCUGAAACAGGAACCGUUUGACGUUAAAUGCGAAUCGGAUUCGAUCAAGUACGCAGACGCUGAUGAAUCGUAACGGAACGGACGACUUUUCUCCGGCUCAUAUACCAACGUUUGGAUAGAUUUAUUCCCAAACAUCACAUACUGAAACGCAGCCACGUGUUUUUCUUUUUUCAUGUUCUUGCUGUCCUUUUUUUUUUUUUUUUUUUUUGACAAUCCGAUUUUUUGACAGCGUCGCUUUUUUGCAUAGAUCAUCAAGCAAAAAAUACAUCCACAUGAUUCCAAAUUGGAAACGUGGUUUACCAAAUUGGUAAGUUAACUCAAAGUUUUCCAAAUUGGAGUUUGUUUUUUUUCUUCUUUGAGAUGGGGGAAAUUUUCCUCUUUUUUUCCCCUCCUUUCACCUUCCCUACAAUGUUUGUUGCAUCGUUGCGUGUUCCUCUCAGGGACGUCGAUCCGACUUGGCCAGAUCUUUCCUGAUCAGCACAUGAAGGAAGGAUUGUUUAAAAAAAAUAAAACAGAAUUCCGGACAGAAUGCCGGGAGGAAAUUCCUUCCUCGUGGAUGUGGAAAUUAAGACUGUGAGUUAAGACUGAUGAUGAUGCAACAGUAUUUUUUUUCCCCCAAUGAAAAAAAAAAACUAAAGAAAGAAGCGUACAAUAAACUGUGAGCGUUCGGUUCAGUAAAACUGGUGUCCUGGUGAACAGGUUGGUGUUCCAGGCUCGGUUCUUGUUACCCUGUGGUUCUGUGGUUCUUAAUCCACUUCUGAUAUGUUGAUGUGGACGUUUUGGGUUCUUCUCGAACAGCCCUGAUCCUGGAGAAACCUCUCGAUCGGCACAAUACGCAGAAAUGUGUGACGUCAGGCUUCUGCAGAAAGAUUAUUAUUAUUAUCAUCAUUACUUAAGCAUCUAAAUGAGCUCAGUAGGAAUUUGGAGGG
This is a messenger RNA of Tachysurus fulvidraco (yellow catfish), 4106 nucleotides long. RefSeq names its product sema domain, immunoglobulin domain (Ig), transmembrane domain (TM) and short cytoplasmic domain, (semaphorin) 4D (gene sema4d). NCBI's taxonomy places the organism in Eukaryota, Metazoa, Chordata, Actinopteri, Siluriformes, Bagridae. Gene Ontology annotation, biological process: ossification involved in bone maturation; negative regulation of transcription by RNA polymerase II; positive regulation of cell migration. The coding region runs from base 518 to 3250 and encodes 910 amino acids. Gene Ontology annotation, molecular function: semaphorin receptor binding; chemorepellent activity. The transcript is spliced from 16 exons. The record is from RefSeq and is a predicted model, not a curated record.